AUGGGUGCAGCAGUCUUAGAACAUGUACGUGCAAGUCGAAGUAACUAUGGAGCAGAAUCUGAAACCGAAUGCGUGUCGGAGUUCAUAAGCUUCAUAACGGGCGAGGCCUCCGACAAGUGCCAGCGGGAGAAGCGGAAGACCAUCAACGGCGACGACCUCCUCUGGGCCAUGACAACGCUCGGCUUCGAGGACUACGUCGACCCUCUCAAGGUUUACCUCCAGCGCUUCCGGGAGAUCGAGGGCGAGAAGACCGUCGCCGCUCGCGACAAGGACGCUGCCUCCGCCGCCGCUACUUACGACUACCCCUCCCCCUCCCCCUCUCCCUCCCCCGCCGUCAUGCACCAUCACCAUCACCAUCACCAUCACGGACACGGACACGUGUACGGCUCCCCCGCCUUCCACGCUCCUGUUAUGCCUAUGCCUAAGCCUGGGCCUUUGCCUGGGCCUGGGCCUGGCCCUGGCCCCACUUAUCCUCCUGGUAGACCCAGAUAGACACACACACACGUGCUCCUCUCUUCGCCAAUCGCCACUCCUUUUCUAUUUUAUUAUUAUUAUUAUUAUUAUUAUUAUUUUUAAAAUCAUAAACACACGCAACACUAAUUAAUUUGGGGGUUGCCUUGCGUUAAUUUUAUUAAUUAAUCUCUCAACUCAAGUCAAGGCAACUCAACUCAAUUCCAUUCUCUUAUUACACCAACAAAUAAGUAUGGAGUUCCUAUUUUAUUUUCAUUCGCAAUUCACUUCCUCACUUAGUGUUGCUACUGCUUCUACCAUCCGUACAGUGUUUUUUUUUUUUUUCCUACCACGUGUAUUAUUAUUAUUUGCGGUUCAAUGCAAAUUGUCAAAUAUUCCUUUUUCUCUUCCAA
This is a messenger RNA of Cajanus cajan (pigeon pea), 863 nucleotides long. Its product is annotated as nuclear transcription factor Y subunit B-3. The record is from RefSeq and is a predicted model, not a curated record. Gene Ontology annotation, molecular function: DNA-binding transcription activator activity, RNA polymerase II-specific; RNA polymerase II cis-regulatory region sequence-specific DNA binding; protein heterodimerization activity. NCBI's taxonomy places the organism in Eukaryota, Viridiplantae, Streptophyta, Magnoliopsida, Fabales, Fabaceae. Gene Ontology annotation, biological process: regulation of transcription by RNA polymerase II. Gene Ontology annotation, cellular component: nucleus; CCAAT-binding factor complex.